UUUUUUUUAACAGGAAGUGUGAUCUGCGCACGUCCGUAUGAAUUGGCGGUUCCAUUUAAAGGCAUCGACGGCCAUGGGACCAUUCUCCAUUAUUUGAUACAUUCACAGCGACUUGAUACUGCCAGCGUACAACCAGUAUGGUUAUGUUUUAUAUCGUGUGCUACUUCGAAGACCAGUGCGUCUUGCUUGAGAAAGAAGAGGAAUUAAUUUUGGACCAUGGACAGGCCGACGUAGGUGACACGGUGGCAAAAGCUUUCAAGACCAGAACUCUCGAUGAUUCCGGUUUUGAAAGAUUAGUUGAUGUCACCUAUAGUGCAGUGGUGCUUUUCCGGUCACAGGACAGAAGCAGAGCGUGUGCCUUCAAAGCGAAAUUGCAGAGGCAUAUGGCAAAUACGAAAGCAGAAGGUGAAAAGUUCUUUUCUGCCAUGGUGGAUUUCGGAAAGGCACAGUUUUUGCUUGAGGCAAAAACAAAAAGAGGUGCCUCAGCAGGAGUACAGAAAGUUGUAGAUGAACUUGUAACCUCACAGACUUCAGAGCCUGUGCGAAAAACUGCUGUCGGAAAGGAAGACAACAGAAAGAAACGACAACUUUCUUGUUCUGAAGAGGUUUUAGAACCACUUACAAGCAGAAAAAGAAGCAAACCUCCUGCCAAACACCAAACUUCUAAAAAGCAGCGUAAAGUUGAUGGCAAAGUGGAGAUAAUGAAGAAAAAGCUUGACAGUGUUGCUAGGAACAUGGAGGUGGAUGCCCUGGAGGAAGAAAUGAGUGGAGCAUUCUGGCUUGGAGAACAGAGAUUCCAGCAGAACAUCAACAGAAGAAGCAUGAUCCACAGAACUAUACACAGACGCUUUACAAUGGAUUUCUUGAGGAACAACUUGAAAGUCUUGCCAUGAGGAAGAAAUCACCUGGCUUGGCAAUUGGAUUACUAUUUCGAAAGAUGUUUUCCCUAGAAGAAAUAGUUGG
Molecule: messenger RNA, 963 nt
Organism: Haliotis rubra (blacklip abalone)
Lineage: Eukaryota; Metazoa; Mollusca; Gastropoda; Lepetellida; Haliotidae
Exons: 8
Coding region: 138-893 (251 amino acids)
Source: RefSeq, a predicted model, not a curated record